This is a messenger RNA of Penicillium paradoxum, 2121 nucleotides long. Its product is annotated as Kelch motif domain protein. Gene Ontology annotation, molecular function: protein binding. The record is from RefSeq and is a predicted model, not a curated record. The coding region runs from base 1 to 2121 and encodes 706 amino acids. The transcript is spliced from 3 exons. Lineage: Eukaryota; Fungi; Ascomycota; Eurotiomycetes; Eurotiales; Aspergillaceae.
AUGCAGGACGCCUACCUGAUGCCAGCCAGCCAGGCCAGCGGUCGCCAGUCAAGUGCGGACUAUCGACCAAGCAUAAAAAAGGCCCAAGGUCAUGUCCCCGCCUGUUUGGUAAAUGCCUCGGUGACGUACUGCCGCAAUGAUCGCAUAUAUGCCUUCGGAGGAUUUGACCAGUUUACCGAUGAAGUCUACAAUCACGUGCUCAAGUUGGACUUGGAGACUUUACGGUGGGAGCUCGUUGACAACUAUGGGGAUAUCCCCGGAGUUCGCAUGGGACACACGGCGACAUUAUAUCAGGGGGACAAGUUGAUCGUGUUCGGAGGUGAAAAUGAGCAUCGCGAGUACCUUUCCGACGUCGUCAUCCUUGAUUUGAAUACUUUCCACUGGACACUCCCUGAGAUUCGCGGAUCGAUCCCGCGUGGCAGAGCCCGUCAUGCUGCCGUUAUUCAUGAAGACAAGCUUUUUAUUCUUGGAGGGGUGACAGGUGUGGGUGGGGUCACGGGAGACAAGAAUGUAAUCCUGGACGACUUGACCUAUUUGGAUCUACAAACAUGGACAUGGUCUCGGACAUGGAGCUUUACCGCUCGCUUCGAUCAUACGGCUUGGGUUUGGGGUACACGCCUUUGGAUCUUCGGUGGGUUGGGUCCAAACAUGGAACGAACGACCGAUAUAUGGUGGCUCGACCUCAAAGGAUCUCCAUCGCUGGCCGGAAACACUACUCCCAAAGGUAGCGUCAACCCCCUGGCUUGCAAUAUUUCCACAUCUCAUCUUCCAGAUUCCGCAUCUAGCAGCCCUCAUCAAAUGUCUCCUCGCUCUGGAAUCUACGCCGCAAAUUCAGGUAGUGUGCAGGUGCGCAACCUGAGUCGACGCAAGCUAGUCGCGCCUGGUGCCAUUUCAUGCCUCCGGUUUGACUCUGGCGCCCAUGUCCCCUCCCUGUUUUCUGGGACUCAUUUUCAUUCAUUUGCCUCUGGUGUCCUACUUGAUCUGAUUACGCCGUCGGAGACUGUGCGGUCGCAUGAUUGCAACCUGUCAGCUUUAGAACUCAAUUCGCUGCGCUGGCAGCGGCUGGCUGAUGGCCAAGAGAUAUUCCGACCAGGCUACCGAUGGCACUACUGUACCAUCAAUGAUGCGGGGACUAAAGCGUGGCUCUUGGGGUGCAGUCUUGAUGCCGCGAAUGUACCAGGGGGAAGCGACGAGAAUCACAUGAGCGAAAUCCUAACCAUUGACCUGGAGAAGUAUGGCUUGUUAGGUAACGGCCUGUCGGCAGAAGCUCCGGAGCAAGAUGCACCCUGGCCAUCUGAUCAAAUGGGCCCCUCUCAGGUCUCCGGGCUUGGAGCCGACCUAGCCGCCGUUUUUGACAAACCCCCUGAGUCGGGAAGUGGUGCUGAUUUUGUCAUCACUGCUAUUCGUGAUGACCAUGAUGGCUCGGUAUCAGAAGACAUGGGUGAUACGCCACCCGUUUCCCCAACCCAGGCCCAGCCGACCUUCGUGGAAACGAACCCCUGGACCUCGGAGCCUAUUCACAUCCAUCGAAUCAUUUUGCAGCUUAGGUGGCCACAUUUCAAACGCCUGUACUCCGCCCAAAUGGCAGAGUACCACACUAAGCGAAUGCACAUCCCCGAACCUUACUCUGUGGUACGCGCGUUUCUUUACUACCUGUAUACUGACAGUAUCGCUGGGCAUCCAGAGUAUUGCUCCAGUGUUAUUGAUGUGGCCGGUAUGCUUGUGAUGGCCAAUCUUUACGACAUGCCAAAACUUCGCCUGCUCUGCGUCAACCGACUAAGUCGAGAGCUUGAUGUAGACAAUGCAGCUAUUGUCUGGGAGCGCGCAGGACGAACCAAUGAACACUGGCUGAUGCGCCGAGCCGCACAGUUCUGCCUAACAUAUUGGGGUCGCGUGGUGCGGACAGAUGGCUUCAAAUCCCUCAGCCACCAGAGUUUGAUCCAGCUCUGUGAGGUAGUGGAUACAGAAGGUCGCAUCAUUGCAGGCCCCGAGUUGGAGAUGGUUAACUUCGGAGCAGAUGGCCUGGAAGACCGAGACAAAGGUUCUCGACCGCGACUGGGAUCAACUGCUGACGAGAUGUCCGAGGUUGACGCAGACGAUGAAGGAAUGGAAAUCUCAUGA